This is a messenger RNA of Symbiodinium natans, 2355 nucleotides long. Lineage: Eukaryota; Dinophyceae; Suessiales; Symbiodiniaceae. The record is from the annotation of a GenBank genome assembly.
AUGCAUCAGAAUGAGCCUCCGGCCAUGGCUCUGCGCUUGGCCAUGCUACGCAUCUGCCAGCGGCAUGGAAUCGACUACGCUGAAAAUUCAGCUUUGGAUGGGCUUGCGGGAGCUGCCUCCAUGUUCGUGCAGGACCUUGCUUGGCGUGCCAGGCGGCAUGCGCAGCUUGCAAACCGCACAAAGGUGGUUAUUGCAGAUGUCAUGGAAGCAGCGCAUAGUGUGCCGGGUGGGCAGCACUUGGGCAAUGUUCCCCAGGAGCACGAGGAAAAGUUGGAGAUGGGCAUCCUGGCUGCGGUGAACAAGGAGGCUGCGGCCUCUCGGCCCGAGGACGACGCUGAUGCCGCCGGAACUGCAGUGACUGCAGUGACCGCAGUGACCGCAGUGUCUGGAGAUUCAGACUCCCGUCUCAAGCUUCAAGCUCUUCAAGCCGACCAAGACGAGCGGCUCUUGAGGCGCAAGAGGCCAAAGACAGUUGCAGACGUUGAGGCUGACAGAUUUACAAGCCUCUGUGGAGCAGACAGAAAAAUGGACAGUGUCAACAUGUCAACCGAUGCGUGCGGCUCCUUGCAUGUUUGCGAAGAUGACCCGUCCUUCGACGACGGCCCCUCUGUGCAGUUUGAGGUGGAGCACAUAGGAGCACCCCCAUGGGAUGUGCAGACGCCAUACCAAAAGACCCGUGAGACCAGUCAACAGACAUCGGCGCGAUGUUCCCACAGCGUGUCUGCCCCAUCACGGCCGAGGACCUGUCGUGAGGUGCCACGUCAAAGACGCCCCGAUGCCAUCUCGAUGACGGCGCCCAUGCUGUCCUGCUCUGUCUCCAACGAAUACACAGCUACACUUCUGAAACGGAGUCUUACUGCACCUGAGCUGGAUGGGACGUUGCUUGAGCUUCGUGCGGCUAAGAACAUCGAUCUCGGGGCAGAAGAAGCACGGUGCAGAUCCUGCAAAGCAGAAGGCACCGAGCUCUUUCUGAGCCCUUGUGAUCAUCGGAAAUACUGCAAGUGGUGCUGGAUUGCUGCUGAUUUCAACGACCAGGGUGUGCCGCCCUCCAAAUGGGAACCAUGGCCGUUGAUUGCAGUAGAGGUCGUACGUGAGUGGCAUGCAGAGGAGUUGGCACUCGCCUGGUCCGGCCGAGAGCUGCCACAAGUUCCACAGGCAUCCUUGGCAGUGGCUUCAGCUACUAGAACGUGCGAUGUGGUUUCAAACGCGUUGACAUCCAUCGUGUCCAAGGUUCCCAUCCACGUGCAGCCGGAUGUUGUUGGGCCCCUCGCGAGGGAACAUCUCCAUUCAAGAGCGCAGCCGGGGCAAGUCAUCCAGGACAAGUAUCGCAUUAUUGACCAUAUUGGACUGGGAAGUUACACUGAAGCAUAUCUCGCAGAAGACCUUGUGCUUCAGAGGAAGGUCUGCUUGAAAAGACAUCACAUAUUCGAUAUGGAGGUGCUCGCUGAUUUGGUCGUCAUUGAUCAACGCUUACACCAGGUGGAUCCUGAAGGUUCCGCCUUUCCUAGACUUCAUGAGGCUUUCUUUGACGGCCUUGGCUGGACAGUCGAAUCUUUAGUUGAAGGCCUGGAUUUGCAGGUCAAGAGCACUGCUGAUCCGCUCUUCUUCUCGGAGGUGUCACACCUGCGGCUGGUCGCUCGAGGGGUGCUGAGCGGGCUGGCCUUGCUGGAGGAAGCAGGCAUCGUCCACAAUGACUUGAAGCCCGACAAUAUUGUCUGGGCCGAGGGCCAAUCAGGAACUUCAAAUGUUCGCAUCGUCGACUUCAAUUGCGCUCGUCUAGACUAUCGUGAGCAUCCAGAACACGACUGGAACAUGCAAGAAGGCGGCAUUGGCUGUCGUGCAUAUUGCUCUCCUGAGAUGGCUCUAGGAUUGCCAGUGACGCACAGCAGUGACAUCUGGAGCCUGGCCGUAGUUCUUUGCGAGCUGUACUCUGGACGUCCGUCAAGCUUGGUGCUGUGUUGCGACAAAGAUGCUGUGCAGGUGUCGAUAGCACAGGCGCUGGGAUUGUGCAACAUGCCCGAAGGAAUUCCAUCAGCGUUUCUACUGAAGAGUCCGAUAACACUGAGCAGGAAUUUCACACCAGCUUUCACGGUGGUUCGGGGGCAUUUGCCUCUUCGGCGGGGCCGCGCCUCCCAUAUGGAAGCACUCCGGCCGCUUCAGUUUGGGCUUGCUCAUCUUUUCUGCACCAACAAGAAUAGCGAGGCGAAUGCGCUUCGAGAUUUCCUGGAGGCCUGCCUUGUCUGGGAUGGGCUUCAAAGACCUACGGCCAGGAAGCUUUUGACUCGUAGUGGUUUCCUUGGGCGUGGCACUGCGGCGAAGGCUUCCAGCGUGAAGCGGGCAGCCAAACCUGCGUAA